Vespa mandarinia (Asian giant hornet) is the source of this 1829-nucleotide messenger RNA. RefSeq names its product BTB/POZ domain-containing protein twz (gene twz). NCBI's taxonomy places the organism in Eukaryota, Metazoa, Arthropoda, Insecta, Hymenoptera, Vespidae. Gene Ontology annotation, biological process: protein homooligomerization. The record is from RefSeq and is a predicted model, not a curated record. Gene Ontology annotation, molecular function: protein binding.
GAGCGCGAACGCUCGAAACGACGACGAAGUCGCAGUCUCAUCGAAGCCGCGGUGGCGCGCGGCUUGCGCUAGUUGAGCGUCUAUAAACGAAAGAAUACACGUGAACGUGGGACCACGUGGGUUCCGUGAUUGUUUCUGUGCGAGGGAACAACGAUAUGAACAAAAUUUUCAUAUUUCUAACGAUGAAAUUAAUCUCGAGUUUCGUGAUCGUCCAUUUAGGAAGGUGUUGUUGAGUUUCUUUUUGUUUUUCUUUUUUUGUUUUCUCUCUUUUUUUUUUUUGUUUUUUUGUUUUUAUUUUUUUUCUUUUCUUUUUUUUUUUUUUUUCUUUUUGUUACUGUCGUAACACUUUGAGGAGUAAGCUGACCAUUCGAAAAUAGUGGACAUCAGAACAACCGUCAACCUGGAGUCCACGUGCCAGAAACGACGGAAAUGUGAGGCCGACGGGAAGGAGGCGAAGGCCGAGCUAACGGCGCAACGCAGUAUGUUCCCUAGCGCACAAAUUAAGAUGAGAUUGCUGUCGCCAAGCAGUUCGCCGGCCACGUCGCCUACGAUGUCGAAUUCCUCGUCACCGACACCACCGACGCCGGUCACGCCGGUUUACAAUCAAAAGAUGACGGGUAUACCAUGUGUAGCGGCGGCUUCGAGGUACACGGCACCGGUACACAUUGACGUUGGUGGGACGAUAUAUACAUCUUCCCUCGAAACUCUAACCAAGUAUCCAGAAUCGAGACUGGCCAAAUUAUUCAAUGGUAGUAUACCCAUUGUUUUGGACUCGUUGAAACAACAUUAUUUUAUCGACAGGGAUGGUAGUAUGUUUCGGCACAUAUUAAACUUUAUGAGAAAUUCGCGACUCUUGAUACCUGACAACUUCGCCGAUUUGGAUUUAUUGCUCGAGGAAGCACGAUACUUCGACAUUGCACCGAUGUGCAAACAAUUGGAACAGAUAAAAAAGGAACGAAUAAAGAAUGGUACCGCGAGCUUAUCCUCGACUACUGGCUCGGCUUGUUCAACGGCUACCUCAACCGCCUCGGCAGCAUCGACUAUGACAACGACGACAUCAUCGUCGCCUAAACAAGGCACCGGAAGACAAAUUGGCAUGCGCGGGAAAGGCACGUCGAGUUGUUCGCUCGACUGUACAGGUUGCUCGAGUUGUUCGCCUUGCGACCAUGAGACCGAAAAAUUUCGUGGUAACGAGGGUAACCGCAGUUACGAAUGCGUUGCCCUACACGUCAAUCCUGAUCUCGGUGAAAGAAUUAUGUUAUCGGGCGGGCACACUCUUCUCGAUGAAGUCUUUCCCGAGGCCAUGCAAGCUGUGAUUAACGCGCGUUCUGGUAUUGCCUGGCAUCAACAGGACACCCGUCACGUCAUCAGGUUUCCAUUGAACGGCUUUUGCAAGCUCAACUCCGUUCAAGCUAUUACACGAUUGCUCAAUGCAGGAUUUCGUAUCGUUGCAAGUAGCGGUGGAGGUGGUGAAGGUCAACAAUUCUCAGAAUACCUCUUCGUCAGACAGUCCAUUAAUACCUGACGGAAAACGACGAUCAACAUUUAUCCAAUCAUUUUAUCGAUCUUAUUCGCGAUGUCGUCUCUAAUAUCGAAUAUUAAUCGAGUGAACGCAACGAUCGUGAUUCAAAUUAAUAUCUUCCUCGCCAAUUAUCUUACAAAGCUAAAUCUAUUUUUACGUGGCAAUAGAGAAAUCGAAUCGAUAUUCCGCGUUCGAUAUUAUAGUUCAUUAAAUAUCGAUAAAGAUCUUCGAGAUUUUAUGAUAUAAAGAGAAGCCGAACGUUUACAUGGGGUUGACAUAAAAGACAAAAAGAGGAAAGAGAAAGGAU